This is a messenger RNA of Panicum hallii, 3659 nucleotides long. RefSeq names its product bifunctional fucokinase/fucose pyrophosphorylase. Bases 141 to 3368 code for a protein of 1075 amino acids. NCBI's taxonomy places the organism in Eukaryota, Viridiplantae, Streptophyta, Magnoliopsida, Poales, Poaceae. The record is from RefSeq and is a predicted model, not a curated record. Gene Ontology annotation, molecular function: fucokinase activity; ATP binding. Gene Ontology annotation, biological process: GDP-L-fucose salvage. The transcript has 7 exons.
AAAGGAUCAGCACUGGCAGGCAGCAGCGUGCAGCACGCGCCACGGCAAUCUUGGGGCCAAACAGUCGCAUCUCAGCGGAGUGGACUAGACUAACCAACCAACGCCCCCGUCCGAUCCGAGGGGCGACGCGGCGGGAGGCCAUGGACUUGUCGUCGUCGUCGUCGGGGCAGCGGCGCCGGCGCCGUCGGAGGGCGCACACGGCUGAGGAGGCGGCCGCGACUCUGCGGAAGGCGUGGUGCCGGCUGCGCCUCUCGGCGCGGGACCCAGCGCGCGUGCCGCCCUGGGACGCCGUCGUGCUUACGGCCGCCAGCCCCGAGCAGGCCGCACUCUACAACCGCCAGCUCGAGCGCGGCCGGAGCCUCGGCCGCUUCCCCGCCUCCACCACGGCCAUCGCCGUCCCGGACCCAGACGGCGCCCGAAUCGGCUCCGGCGCUGCCACGCUCCACGCUGUCGCCUCCCUCGUUCGCCACCUCGCCGCCCUGGCUUCCAAGGAAGAUAUAGCUGAAUUCCUUCCCGAAGCAAAUGGCUGUUCUGUGGAUGAGUCCGCUCUUGCCGCGGCAAGCUUCAUGGCGAAGAAGCACGUGCUCUUACUUCACGCCGGGGGUGACAGCAAGAGGGUUCCAUGGGCGAACCCCAUGGGGAAGGCUUUCCUGCCCCUGCCUUACUUGGCCGGUGACAAUCCUGAUGGACCCGUUCCACUUCUCUUCGAUCACAUUCUCGCGAUUUCAUAUAGCGCAAGGCAAGCGUUCAACAAUCAAGGUGGGAUCUUCAUAAUGACAGGGGAUGUUCUCCCCUGCUUUGAUGCCUCAAACCUAGUUCUUCCUGAAGAUGCUGCUAGCAUUGUGACGGUGCCCACUACUCUGGAUGUUGCCGCUAAUCAUGGAGUGGUUGUAGCGUCAAAGGAUGGCGGGAUCGAUCAGGAGAACUAUUCUCUAUGUCUGGUUGAUAAUCUCCUGCAGAAGCCAACAGUGAGCGAGCUUGUAGAGGGCCAUGCCAUCCUAGAUGAUGGGAGAGCAUUACUUGACACGGGAAUAAUAGCAGCAAGGGGUAAAGCAUGGCAGGACCUUGUCACGCUUGCACACUCAUCUAGCCAUACCAUGAUUAAGGAGCUCAUGACUAGUAAGAAAGAGUUGAGCUUAUAUGAAGAUCUUGUUGCUGCAUGGGUACCAUCCAAGCAUGAGUGGUUGAGAAACCGUCCAUUGGGCAAGGAACUGAUUGCUGCUUUAGGAAAACAAAGGAUUUUCAGCUUCUGUUCAUAUGACUUUUCAUUUUUACAUUUUGGUACAUCUGCGGAGGUUCUUGAUCACUUGGCAGGUUCCUAUUCAGGACUUGUAGGUCGAAGGCAUAUGUGCUCACUACCAGAGACCACUGCUUGUGAUAUUGCAGCGACAGCUAUUAUUUUGUCUACCAAGAUUUCUUCUGGGGUCUCAGUAGGAGAGGAUUCAUUGGUUUAUGAUUCAGUACUUUGUGGUAGAAUACGGAUUGGUUCGCAAUCCAUUGUUAUUGGGGUGAAUAUAAGUGAGUUUCAUGGGUACAGUCCUCAGAUAAUCAAUAGUAGAACUUGUUUCACAUUACCUGAUCGCCAUUGCCUCUGGGAAGUACCUUUGGUAAACUCUGCAGGAAGAGUUUUGGUUUACUGUGGUCUUCAUGAUAAUCCAAAAGUUUCUGUUAAGAGGGAUGGUACAUUCUGUGGCAAGCCAUGGAUAAAUGUUUUGGAAGAUCUUAGAAUCCAGGAUAUCGAUCUUUGGAACUCAACCAGCCAGGACAAGUGCUUAUGGACUGCAAGACUUUUUCCUGUCAUCUCUCUCCCUGAAAUGCUGAAUGUAGGCAUGUGGCUUAUGGGGACAGCAUGCGACCCAGAUGGAAAAAUAGCUACCUUGUGGAGAAAAUCACAGAGGGUCAGCUUGGAAGAGCUGCAUCGUGCUAUCGACUACAAUCAGCUUUGCACGGAUGCAAGCAAGCAUCAGUCAGAUCUUGCAGCUGACAUAGCCAAGUCUUGUAUGAACUAUGGCUUACUUGGACGUAACCUGUUUCAACUUUGCGAGGAAGUGUUACAAAAAGAUACAUGUUUAACACUCUGUGAAGAAUUGCUUUCAAUUUUUCCUAGUCAUGGGGAUCAGUAUUUUGGGGUUCUUCCUCAGAGCAGAGAAUAUCAGGUCAAGAUGGAUCUGCUUAGAGCUUCUGGAGAUCUUUCCACUGCAUGUAUCGUUGAAGAGAAAGUAUGGGCUUCCAUAGCGAGUGAAACUGCAGCAGCGAUAAAAUAUGGAUCAAAAGAGCCAUCAAGCGGUUCCAUGUAUUCAACCCAUGGAAACUUGCAUCCUAGGAAGGCCUUUGUAGAAUUACCAGUCCGUGUGGACUUUGUUGGGGGUUGGAGUGAUACACCUCCAUGGAGCUUGGAGCGUCCAGGUUGUGUUUUGAAUAUGGCAAUAAGCUUGGAAGGAAGUCUUCCGGUUGGCGCUAUGAUAGAGACAGCAGAAGAUCACCUUGGAGUUUCAAUCGAAGAUGAUGCUGGCAGGAAUGUUUAUAUUGAUGAUCUGGCAUCUAUUUCAUCUCCAUUCGAAGAAAGUGACCCGUUUCGUUUAGUCAAGUCUGCUCUUAUUGUUACCGGUAUCCUUGGCCAUAAAAUGUUGUCAAAAUCAGGCCUGAACAUUAGGACAUGGGCAAAUGUUCCUCGUGGAAGUGGACUGGGAACUUCUAGCAUAUUAGCAGCUGCUGUAGUUAAGGGACUAUUUCAAGUUAUGGAAGAUGAUGGAAGUGAUGACAAUGUUGCUAGAGCUGUUCUAGUGGUAGAACAAAUAAUGGGCACCGGUGGUGGAUGGCAAGAUCAAAUCGGUGGCCUAUAUCCUGGAAUCAAGUGCACCCAGAGCUUUCCAGGACAAUCAUUGCGGUUGCAAGUUGUUCCACUGUUGGCCUCACCUCAGUUGAUUCAGGAAUUAGAACAGCGUCUCCUGGUUGUGUUCACUGGCCAAGUAAGGCUUGCCCACCAAGUCCUGCAGAAAGUUGUAACUCGGUACCUCCGCCGCGAUAACAUCUUGAUAUCCAGCAUCAAGAGGCUUGCCGAGUUGGCCAAAAUUGGGAGGGAAGCCCUGAUGAAUGGUGAUAUAGACGAGCUCGGCAGCAUAAUGCUGGAGGCCUGGAGGCUGCAUCAAGAGCUAGACCCUUUCUGCAGCAACAAAUUUGUGGAUGAGCUAUUUGCUUUCGCCGAUCCUUACUGCAGCGGCUACAAGCUGGUCGGAGCCGGUGGUGGUGGCUUCGCCCUGCUGCUUGCCAAGAACCCUAGCUGUGCUAAAGAACUUAGGCAGGCACUUGAUGAGUCCAGCACCUUCGAUGUGAAGGUGUACGACUGGAACAUCGUUAUGCCACGAUGAUGAGGUAGUGCCUAACGAGGAUUACACGUCAUUCUUUUCAUUGCGGUUGAUAGAAGCUGCCCCUGCAGUAGUAGCUGGUUCAUAUGUAGUGUGCUUUUUCUUUAAGACUAUACUUGUUCUGACUGUUUCCAUCGUUUUCCCCUCUUGAUGUUAUUGAGCAUGAAUAGUUAUAGUGCUCUGUUGUAUUCCUCUCGCAGCCGAUUACUCUGCUGUAUUCCCUUUUUUUAUACGUAGCUGGUGAUAACCGAGAAUCUCAGUCCUAUGUUAUGCAGAUUUUUUUUUGAAGGGUUA